AUGACGUCGUCGGAGCUGACGGAAUCAGUCAAUCCUCUAAAUGUCAUCAAAAUGUACGAAGACUCAGCCGUGUUGGAGAAUCUCUUGGCAGUCUUUAAGAAUACCUACAACUAUCCCGAAGUCAACUGCGAAGUGCUGAAGGGCAACUCUGAAUCCCCGAAGACUGUCUUCGCUAGAUUCGAGGAAAAGGAUCAUUUCGAGAAGUUCAAGGAGUUCCUUGAACAGCGUGAUAUAGAGUACGAGCAUGUUGCCACAGAGCACGAGCUCAAAAAACAAUUACCCGGAAAUCUUUAUGUUAGAGGUUUACUCCCCACAACGACGUCCGAUGAUCUAGUCAGGAUAUUCAGCAGAUACGGAGCACUUGUAUCGUGCAAGAUCAUAUACGACGAUUUCGGAGUAUCCAAAGGAUACGGAUUUAUCAAUUUUGCGGAUCGGAUUGAGGCUCAAAAAGCCAUCGAUAAUCUCAAUGGCGUUAACGUGGAUGGCAAUCAUCUAUUUGUCAACCAUCACAUUUCCAAAAGAGACAGACUCAAAGAGCUAGAGAUGAGGAAACUCAAAUACACCAAUCUUUAUGUGAAGAACUUUCCAGACGACUUAACGAAAGAAAAGUUGGCACAGGUUUUCGGACAGUAUGGAGACGUCGAGUCUGUUUUUCUCCCUCAAGGUACCGGAAAUCAUAAUAGAGGCUACGCAUUCAUUAACUUUAAAAGCCACGAAGAUGCAGUCAGAGCACAGGAAAACUUAGAUGGAUUCGAGAUCGCUCCCGGAUAUAGACUACAGCUCGGAAAGGCUGAGCGAAGGAAGGAUCGGAUGCAAAACCAGAUGAAUAGUUAUAAACCAAACUAUCUCCCGUUCCAACCACAGUAUAUGCCUCCUCAGCCAGAGCAUUCCAACAAUCUUUACCCCUCUUUCAUUGUUUCGCCAGAUUCAAACCUCAUUUCGACUGCAACCGGUCUUCCAAUAGCAGGUCCACAAUACCAGGAUUCAAACUUGUACAUAAUACACCUGCCGUUGGAAUUCAAAGACCAAGACCUUUACGAACUAUUUGCACCUUUUGGCCAAAUCAUGUCAGCCAAAAUCAUGACAUACCCACCAAACGAUUCGGCAGUGAUUGAUGAAGGAGAAGAGGACACAGAAAGCAAGUCCCGUGAGGGACGCUCUAGAGGAUUUGGGUUUGUCUGCUUUAAUAAACCUCUAGAUGCAUCAAAAGCAUUGGUGUCGAUGAACGGAUAUCGUGUGGAUGAUUCCCAUGUUCUGGAAGUCUCCUUUGCUCAAAGAAAGGAGAACAAAUUUGAGAAGGGAAGGUUGCAUCAUUAUAAUCAAAAUCACCUUGGCAACUUUUACAAUUAUCUGAAUCAGAAUUUCACCAAGCGAAGCUUCAGCCUUCCAGCAAGCAUGCACAGUGGAGGGUUCGUUCCAAUGACAGCACCUUCCCCAUCUCAGGUUUCUUAUUCUCUAGUUGACAGUCCAGGAGUACCACAGCCUGGUUCUCGAACAAUGUCGGUGCCUUACAUUUCUUACAAUCCAUACUAUUACUAUCCAUACCCAAUGCCUCCUGCUUCGCCUUUCGUCAAAGAAGGCGAUACGGAAGAAGAGGGAGCAGAAGGCCCACCAGACCAAGGUUAG
Messenger RNA from Ogataea parapolymorpha DL-1, 1626 nucleotides. RefSeq names its product Polyadenylate-binding protein, cytoplasmic and nuclear. Gene Ontology annotation, molecular function: RNA binding. The record is from RefSeq and is a predicted model, not a curated record. Lineage: Eukaryota; Fungi; Ascomycota; Pichiomycetes; Pichiales; Pichiaceae. The transcript has a single exon. Gene Ontology annotation, cellular component: ribonucleoprotein complex. The coding region runs from base 1 to 1626 and encodes 541 amino acids.